Messenger RNA from Anthostomella pinea, 2364 nucleotides. Lineage: Eukaryota; Fungi; Ascomycota; Sordariomycetes; Xylariales; Xylariaceae. The record is from the annotation of a GenBank genome assembly.
AUGGCUGAAGCCUUUGGCAUCAUUACCGGGGCUGCCGGGCUUAUUGACGUAUGUAUUCGCCUGGGGAUAUACGUGCGAGAAGUGAGGAAGGGGGCAACAACUAUCCAGCAAGAGCUCGACUCACUGCUGAAAGAAGUGUCACUACUCGAGACCAUCUCCAAGGCUGUCAAGGAUACUUACAUUAUAGAGUCGCGCAACUUACCAGCAUCGCCGCGAACAGGGCCACCUUAUGAUACUGCCGGGUUUGUCAAUACGCCGCCUCAUGUGUGGAAAGACUUCGGGCGGACGAUUGACCAUUGUUCCGUCAUUAUCGCAAAGCUGUACGAGAUUGUCAAGGAAAUAUGUGGCUCGGAGAACGUGCUGAAAAGGGUUCACAAGAGGAGGUCGAAGGAGGAUGACUUACGACGCUGUAAAAGUGAGCUGGUACUAUACUAUGGCCACAUCCAGAUCCUAUUUUCUAUCAUCAGUCGUGAAGACACACGGUAUUCGCAGAAGCAUAGUGCGAAGUCGUUCGAUGACUUAACAGGACAAAUGCAGACCAUUCAAGGUCAGAUCUCUGACUUAUCACAGUCUAUGGCAGCAACUGGUGAUUCGGACUAUGAUAAAAAAGCGUUGGAAGCUCUCAGGGACCUGCAUGCAUCUAUCACGUCGGCUACUGAAAUGAUCGCGCCUUCGACCAAUAACGAGUUCUUUUCUACCCCUAAAUCUGUCAGCAGCAUCUUUACCGGGCGCGAAACGCUUCUUUACGAACUCACCGAGGCAUUCAUCCAGACCCCUGGAUUGUUUCGCAACCAGUUGCAACGACGAUUUGUCGUCCAUGGCAUGGGUGGAUCGGGUAAGACGCAAUUUUGUUGCAAGUUCGCGGAAGAUAAUCGCGACCGGUUCUGGGGCGUGUUCUGGAUCGAUGGAAGCUCGGAGGAGAGAAUCAAGAAGAGCCUCGGCGAGAUCGCGAAGCUAGCUGGCCGGCAUGUGAACCCGAACGCAGCACUUCACUGGCUAUCUAACAUUGAGAAGCCAUGGCUUCUGUUGAUUGACAACGCCGAUGAUCCUGAUAUCACGCUCGAAGAUUACUUCCUAAAGGGGAAACGGGGUCACAUCCUCAUUACCACGAGGAACCCAGGGUUCCGAAAUCUGGGGAACAUCGAGCCACGUUAUUACGACUUCAGUGGCUUACAGCUCAAAGAAGCUUCCAGUCUACUCUUGAAAGCCUCCGAACUUCCCGUGCCGUGGGAGUCCACUGUGGAGGACCUUGCUUCAACCAUCACUAAAGCUCUUGGACAUCUUGUCCUAGCCAUCGUCCAAGCUGGCGCAGCAAUUAGAUCGAAACUAUGCAGCCUUCAAAAAUACCUGGAUUUCCACGAGCGGAGCUUGCUAAAGCUUCGCAAAGACAAGCGAGUCAAACUGGAUCCCAAUUACCAAGCUGUUUGGGCCAACUUUGAGUUGGGCUACGAGAAGCUCGAGGCAAGGAGGGACAUCGAGCCUAGAUUCUUUGAUGCCCUGGAGUUGUUACAUGUCUUCGCGUUCUUUUACCGUGAGAGGCUAUCGCCUGACGUAUUCACUAGGGCGAUACAGAACGCCCAGCUCGAGAUUGAACAACAGGAGAAAACCGAAGUAGAUGAACGCUCGAGCCCUCAUCGAAGAUCGCCCACGAUGAUGGAGCGGUUUCAGCCGAAGCUGGGGGCUCUGGUCUUGACUGCGAACUGGUGGACUCGAGCUUUCGAGGACCGCAUUCGCGUCGCGCUGAAUGAGCUGGUGGAGAUAUCACUGAUAGACUGCAACGAGGCCGAUGGGACGUAUAGCAUGCACCCAGUAGUUCAUAACUGGGCAAGGAAACGCCCGCAGAUGAGCCUUGCCGACCAGGCCUUGUGGGCAGAUAUGGCUGGUUAUGUCCUUGCCGCCUCGAUCCUCCUGCCGCCGUUGGGGACGAGUACUGAGGACGAGCAAUAUCACGUCAGCCUGAAAACACAUAUCGAGCACGUCCAAACAUGCCGGGAAGAUAUCGUAAGCCAACUGGUUACGAACUCUGCCUCAUUGUGGCUGCCGUCGUUCGUAACGUCCACCGCUGAUGCAGACCGGCUGCGCAUGUAUGCGAAGUUCAGCCUGGUUUAUGCGCAAUGCGGGCAAGUCAACAAGGCUAAACCACUUCUGAAGGAGGUCGCGGGUUUCCUGAACCAUUUUCUUGGACCUCAGAACAAGAGAACCAGGGAUGCGCACGAGGCCCUGUCGGCUAUAUAUUGGAUAUUGGGUAAGGUUGACAAAGCACUUACAUUACAGCGAGGACUCUUCGCUGCCUGUGAAAAACACCUCGGCCGCGAUCAUCCGGAUACGUUGAGGGCCCUGCAUAAGCUGGGCGUGACACUUUAG